CCCGCCUUCCUCUCCCCUGCCCACCCUCCUCCUCCCCCGUUCCCUCCCGCCGGCGGCGCCCUGAGCCCGGUGCGGCGAUGGGCUGAGGCUGCGGGGCAGCGCCGGGCCCCGGCCGCAACAGGAUGAGGAGGGGCUCGGAGGGCAGCGGGGAGGGCGAGGGGCUCUCGAGCCUGCGGGCGUUCGCCCACAGCUCCUCGCUGCACGGCAUCAGCCACGUCUUCGCCUACGGGGCCGUGUCCCUGCGCCGCGUGCUCUGGGGCGGCUUUUUCCUGGGCUCGCUGGGGCUGCUGCUGCUCGUGUGCGCCGAGCGCGUCGCCUACUUCCUCACCUACCCGCACGUCACCAAGCUGGACGAGGUGGCCGCCCGCAACCUCACCUUCCCGGCCAUCACCAUCUGCAACCUCAACGAGUUCCGCUUCUCCAAAAUCACCCGCAACGACAUGUACCACGUGGGCGAGCUGCUGGCGCUGCUCAACGAGCGCUACGAGAUCAGCAACCCGCAGCUGGCCGAGCCCCACGUCCUGGCCGCGCUGCGCGACAAGGCCAACUUCAAGAACUUCAAGGCGAAGCCCUUCAGCAUGGCCGAGUUCUACAACCGCACGGGCCACGACCUGGCCGACAUGCUGCUGCAGUGCUCCUUCCGCGGCACCGGCUGCACCGCCCGCAACUUCACCGUGAUCUUCACCCGCCUGGGGAAGUGCUACACGUUCAACCCGGGGGGGCCGGGCCGCGAGGUGCUGACCACGCUGCAGGGCGGCUCCGGCAACGGCCUGGAGCUCAUGCUCAACGUGCAGCAGGAGGAGUACCUGCCCGUCUGGGGGGACACAGAUGAGACCUCGUUUGAGGUGGGGGUGAAGGUGCAGAUCCACAGCCAGGACGAGCCUCCCUUCAUUGACCAGCUGGGCUUCGGUGUCGCCCCCGGCUUCCAGACCUUCGUCUCCUGCCAGCAGCAGCGGCUGGUGUACCUGCCCCCGCCGUGGGGCGACUGCAAGGCCACCCCCAUCGAGUCCGACUUCUUCACCAACUACAGCCUGACGGCGUGCCGCCUGGACUGCGAGACGCGCUACCUGGCCGAGAACUGCAACUGCCGCAUGGUGCACAUGCCGGGCAAUGCCAACGUCUGCACCCCCGAGCAGUACAAGGAGUGCGCCGACCCCGCGCUGGACUUCCUGGUGACGAAGGACAGCGAGUACUGCGCGUGCCGCACGCCCUGCGCCAUGGUGCGCUACGGCAAGGAGCUCUCCAUGGUGAAGAUCCCCAGCAAGGCCUCGGCCAAGUACCUGGCCAAGAAGUUCAACAAGACGGAGCAGUACAUUGCGGACAAUGUGCUGGUCCUGGACAUCUUCUUCGAGGCGCUGAACUACGAGAUGAUCGAGCAGAAGAAGGCGUACGAGGUGGCGGGGCUGCUGGGUGACAUCGGGGGGCAGAUGGGGCUCUUCAUUGGCGCCAGCCUCCUCACCAUCCUGGAGAUCUUUGAUUACCUGUACGAGGUGUUCCGGGACAAACUGCUCAGCCUGUACAAGGAGAAGAAGCGGAGCCCCCGGAGCGACGGCGGCACCCUGGAGCACCCGGCGGUCCCGGGCAGCCCCACGGCCCCGCGCCCACCCAGGGCGCCUGGCCCCCCCUGCCCGGCCCCGCGCCCCGUCUCGGCGUCGCCCCGAACCUGCUACCUCGUCACCCGGCUCUAGGGCCCCCCCCGGGCCCCCC
This is a messenger RNA of Camarhynchus parvulus, 1707 nucleotides long. It is a transcript of the gene ASIC3, whose product is annotated as acid sensing ion channel subunit 3. Gene Ontology annotation, cellular component: membrane. The transcript is spliced from 11 exons. The record is from RefSeq and is a predicted model, not a curated record. Lineage: Eukaryota; Metazoa; Chordata; Aves; Passeriformes; Thraupidae. Gene Ontology annotation, biological process: sodium ion transmembrane transport. Bases 123 to 1688 code for a protein of 521 amino acids.